Molecule: messenger RNA, 825 nt
Organism: Oncorhynchus nerka (sockeye salmon)
Lineage: Eukaryota; Metazoa; Chordata; Actinopteri; Salmoniformes; Salmonidae
Product: putative proline-rich protein 21
Exons: 2
Coding region: 1-825 (274 amino acids)
Source: RefSeq, a predicted model, not a curated record
AUGGGGAAGAUGGGUCUGGAGGGGGGUUGUAACGGCUGUCGUAGGUGGAAGAAGGAGAAGACCAAGAUUAUUCCUGCUCUAUUCUCCCAGUCCAGUGAGGAUCCCCAGAUUAUACCUGCUCUAUUCUCCCAGUCCAGUGGUGAUCCCCAGAUUAGUCCUGCUCUAUUCUCCCAGUCCAGUGAGGAUCCCCAGAUUAUUCCUGCUCUAUUCUCCCAGUCCAGUGAGGAUCCCCAGAUUAUUCCUGCUCUAUUCUCCCAGUCCGGUGAGGAUCCCCGGAUUAUUCCUGCUCUAUUCUCCCAGUCCAGUGGUGAUCCCCAGAUUAGUCCUGCUCGAUUCUCCCAGUCCAGUGGUGAUCCCCAGAUUAUACCUGCUCGAUUCUCCCAGUCCAGUGGUGAUCCCCAGAUUAUUCCUGCUCUAUUCUCCCAGUCCAGUGAGGAUCCCCAGAUUAUUCCUGCUCUAUUCUCCCAGUCCAGUGAGGAUCCCCAGAUUAUACCUGCUCUAUUCUCCCAGUCCAGUGAGGAUCCCCAGAUUAUUCCUGCUCUAUUCUCCCAGUCCAGUGGUGAUCCCCAGAUUAUACCUGCUCUAUUCUCCCAGUCCAGUGGUGAUCCCCAGAUUAUACCUGCUCUAUUCUCCCAGUCCAGUGAGGAUCCCCAGAUUAUUCCUGCUAGAUUCUCCCAGUCCAGUGAGGAUCCCCAGAUUAUUCCUGCUCUAUUCUCCCAGUCCAGUGGUGAUCCCCAGAUUAUUCCUGCUAGAUUCUCCCAGUCCAGUGAGGAUCCCCAGAUUAUUCCUGCUAGAUUCUCCCAGUCCAGCAACCCAAACCAUUAA